AUGUGCGAGUCAUUGAUUACCGCUUCGUUUGGUCUUGCACCCACCCCUCCACCGAUCAGUGAACAGGUGAUCAAGUGUCCACUUUGUCUCGAACCGUACCGUGAACCAAAAGUAUUGGCGUGUUUUCAUAGCUUCUGUAAGGCUUGUUUGGAAAGACAACUGGAUUGUAAUUGUGCUGAGAAGAUCGUUUGUCCACAGUGCCAUGCCGAGACGCAACUCUCGGUGCAACUUGGUAUCGACAGCCUGUUGAGUGAUUAUGGACUUGAGAAUGUAUUAUCACGUCAGUUGUCAAGCGAUGAUAAUAGAUUGAUCUUUGGUCCACCAAGUUCAAUAUCCUCUUCACCAUCGCUCAGUGAUUCACCAUCAUAUGAUCACAAUGGCAUCUCUAGUAGCAAGAACAGUAACAGUAAGAAGAGGGAAUGCUCAUCACCGGCAAUAACAACAACAAUAAACUCGUCACAGUGCACUGGAUGUAAGUCAGGUGAACGUGCGAGUGCAUUCUGUAAGGAUUGCACACAUUAUCUGUGCUCGAACUGCACGAAUGCGCAUCAUAAGACAAUUGAAUUGAAUGAACUAAUUGAAAUGAAUAAAACGGGCAAAAUAAUAAAAUUUAAGCAUCGAAGGGAGCCAUUAGAAUACUUUUGUGUGACGUGCAAUCUAGCAGUCUGUAAGGAGUGCAUUCUAAAUGAUCACCCAUCGGCAACACAUCAGUACGAACCGAUCAGUGAUGUGGCUGAUCAGCAGAUGAACAAAAAAUGUAAUGUCAGCUGUAAAUUAAAAAUGGGAUUAUUUCGUUUCUUCCUUUAUGUGGUAGAUAGGACACAAAGCCGUUUGAGAGAUUCAUUAUCACGUGCGAAUGAAACCGUAGAUGAAUCGUCACAAACGUUGAUUCGAACAAUCGACGAGUUGCGUCGACAGAUUAUUAAGGAAUUGGAUAACGUAUAUACUGCUCGUCAACUGCAGUUAACAUUCCUUGAUAAGAAGGUUCAACAAAUGUCCGAAAAACUAGCACAGACAAUUGAGUUCACCGAGCGUCUGAUGAAAUAUGCAAGUCCAACAGAAGUGAUGGUAUUCAAGCAGUUAUUACAUACUCGUUUACAAGUCUUUUUAUCGUUCAAUCCUGACUACAAUAUCAUCCUUCAAAACAACGCCGAAUUAGCACUACCACCUUUGAAUGCCGAAUUAGCACGUCAACAACUCAUCGCUCUCAUGGUAAAGUGUAUUCUAAUUAAAAUUAAGGAUUACGUUCAACACCAUCGACAUCCGUUACACCAGNCCGAAUUAGCACUACCACCUUUGAAUGCCGAAUUAGCACGUCAACAACUCAUCGCUCUCAUGGGAUUACGUUCAACACCAUCGACAUCCGUUACACCAGCAACUGCGAAUGAUUGGCCAUCGAUAUUAACAACUGAAAACACCUUGAUAGGUGCACCUCUAACGAAUGGUAACAACACUUUAUCAACCACCAUACCAAUACCGUUGAAUAAUGCGAAUACAAACGCAAAUAGUGACGGUCUGCCUCCAACCCCGAUCGGACGUCCAUCCAGUCGUUGUAGUCAGCAACAGCUGUUUGCUGCAGGGUUAGGAGGGAUGGGUUUGGGACGUUGUUCAUAUGGACUAUCAUUGAUGAGUCAACCACAACAACAGCAAAUACUGCCAUUAUCACUGAACAGUAAUUAUUCGGAUUCGAAUUUAUUGCGACCAAAAAAUGAUUUGGGUGGAUCGAGUCAGAGUUUAGGUAAUGUAAAUAGUGCAUUCAAUAUGAGUGCUGGUAUUGAUGGCGUGUUUGCUAGUAGUCAACAAUAUGAGAAAUGGAGUAUGGGGCUGGACCCGACCGCGAACAAUACUCUACAGCUUUCGGAAGCAGCUGAUGUCAUUGACACGAAUGAAAAGGUUGGUUGUUUGUUCAUGAGUGCACUUGCUUUAUCGAAUCUGAACAUAGCAAGCAGGAUGAGAAGAGAAUUGUUCAUAAAUAAAACAAAUGAUUUACAGUUCACAGAGCCAUCCGGGGUGGCGGUGAACGCACAGAAUGAUAUCAUAGUUGCUGAUACGAACAGUCAUCGCAUACAAGUAUUCGAUAAAGAAGGCAGAUAUAAAUUCCAGUUUGGUGAAUGUGGUAAACGUGACGGUCAGUUGCUCUAUCCGAAUCGUGUGGCUGUGAAUCGCGUAACCGGUGAUUUCAUCGUAACCGAACGCUCUCCCACUCAUCAAAUUCAAAUUUAUAAUCAGUAUGGUCAGUUCGUUCGUAAAUUCGGUGCCAAUAUCCUACAACAUCCUCGUGGCGUGUGCGUUGAUCAUAAAGGCCGUAUCAUUGUUGUUGAAUGCAAGGUGAUGCGUGUUAUAAUAUUCGACAUGCUCGGUAACAUCCUGCAAAAGUUCAGUUGUUCACGAUAUUUGGAGUUUCCGAAUGGUGUAUGCGCAAACGAUAAGCAAGAGAUACUUAUAUCAGAUAAUCGAGCGCAUUGCAUCAAGGUGUUCAAUUACGAUGGUCAAUUUGUACGUCAAAUUGGUGGUGAAGGAAUUACGAACUAUCCGAUUGGAGUGGGUAUUAACUCAGCUGGUGAAGUGGUUGUUGCUGAUAAUCAUAAUAACUUCAAUCUUACUGUCUUCAGCCAGGAUGGUCACAUGUUGUCAGCACUUGAAAGCAAGGUGAAGCAUGCACAAUGCUUCGACGUUGCAUUGGUAGAAGAUGGCUGUUCGGUUGUUGUUGCAAGUAAAGAUUAUCGUCUUUACCUCUACCGUUAUGCAUCCAAUUGA
Messenger RNA from Anisakis simplex (herring worm), 2757 nucleotides. Lineage: Eukaryota; Metazoa; Nematoda; Chromadorea; Rhabditida; Anisakidae. The record is from the annotation of a GenBank genome assembly.